Molecule: messenger RNA, 1437 nt
Organism: Puccinia graminis f. sp. tritici CRL 75-36-700-3
Lineage: Eukaryota; Fungi; Basidiomycota; Pucciniomycetes; Pucciniales; Pucciniaceae
Exons: 1
Coding region: 1-1437 (478 amino acids)
Source: RefSeq, a predicted model, not a curated record
AUGGCUAAAGAAAAAAUCCAACAAUCCAUUUCCAAAGAGGUAAAAGCGAAACGAAUGUUCGGCCCUUUUACACACGAACAAGUAGCCAGACGUUUUCCAUUUUUCCGGACCAGCCCUCUAGGAUCCGUGGUUAACGCAGACAGAAAGAUGAGACCUAUUAAUGACUUGUCAUCUCCAAAAAGAGACGACUCCAUCCCGUCAGUCAAUUCGUUUGUUGACAAGGCCGACUUCAAGACAACUUGGGAUGAUUUCAACAUCGUCGCAGAUUUCUUCCGGAAAACCCAGGGACCGUUUCAGCUAGGACUUUUCGACUGGGAAAAAGCUUAUAGACAGAUUCCGACUAGGAUGGAUCAGUGGCCCUUUCUGAUGGUCCAAGAUUUAGAAAAUAAUUUAUUCCUAGACACCCGCAUCACAUUCGGCGGUGUAGCCGGAUGUGGUUCUUUUGGAGUUCCCGCUGACGCGUGGAAAAGGAUAAUGUCUCACGAGUUAGACGUCGUACACUUUUUCCGGUGGGUGGACGACAACCUUUUCAUAAAAACGCGGUCCUCUAGCGCCUCGAUUACCGAUUUAGUACGCAGGUUGCAAGAACUAGGCGUACUGACAAACAUGGAUAAAUGCUCAGAAUUCGCAGAUGAACAGAAAUUUAUCGGUUUCAUCUGGAAUGGAGUAGAUUCAACCGUUCGAUUGACAACAAAGAAGUUAGGUGAGAGGCGAGACCAAAUCGGCGAAUUCUUGAUUCCAAAGAAGGAAUUCAAAUUCAACAAAGCUGAAGUUUUAGCCGGAAGACUCAACCACGUCUCAUAUCUGUUACCUCAGCUUAGAGCCUACAUCAGAGGUGUAUAUCGCUGGAUUAACGAGUGGAAGAAAAAGAUGGCAACGCGAUCUCUGCCAGAAGACGUGAAGAACUAUUUGGAAUUCUGGCUACACACGCUUUUGAUUUUCAAAAAUACAAGGCUGAUUCGGUCGAUGGAACCGAGUGAAAUCCUGUGGGUCGGCGACGCGUCCACAAGCUUCGGCAUUGGAAUCCUCAUUGGACACAGAUGGUGCCAAUUCAGGUUGAAAGAAAACUGGAGGGUAGGUGUACAUGCAAAGGGCAUAGCCUGGCUGGAAACUGUAGCCAUUAGGUUAGGAUUGUUGAUGACAAUCAAAUUAGGUAUCGCAUCGAAAGGGUCCAAUUACAUCGUAUGGACAGACAAUACAGUGACAGAAGCGGUGCUUAAUACGAAGAAAUCGAAAGACACUUCGGUAAACGAAGAGUGGAAGGUCAUACAUGCCCUCCUCAUUAAACACGAACUGGACCUCACCCCGAGACGGGUAGUCUCAAAGGAUAACAUGGCAGACACCUUAUCCAGGGGCAUUCAGACCCCUCAUGUUAAUGAGACCCGGGUACGGCUAAACUUGCCCCCUGAUCUAGUAUCUACAAUGUUCCACGCAUGA